UUUUGUUGAUGGCAGUUGUUUUUGCGAUGCUGUUCAGAAAGAUGUCAAGUCCCAGUACACUAAUAACUAGGAGCCAUGUCAUAAAGUACUUCUCUACGUCUUCUAGAAAGAAAUGUGACGCAACCCGUAUGACCGUAUCAAAUUUUGAUACGACACAAUUAAAGGAAGCACAAGUAAAGAACUCAGAAGAUAAGAAAUCUCUGAACAACCUUUAUGACUGCAUCUCUACAACAGUUUUAAUCUGGAUCUUAGUGAGCAUCAGCUAUUCAAGCAGGGACUCACGAUCUUACGAACUGUACCAAUACAUAGAGAAUACAUUUGUCAAACCAUCAGGCAUGGCGUCGUUUUCUAAGAUACAAACGUCUACAGACUUUUACACAUGGUUAAAUAAUACAGCAAUUAUGAAAUCAUUCCCGGAAACAAACAUAGAUAGUGGCAAUACACCGUUGCAUUGGAGGGAACGUCAACACAUUGAAGGGGGGCAUCUGUUUAGAGUCGGACCACCACGACUUAGACAACUCAGAAUAAGAAAAGGGACAUGCCACUACAGUUACAUUGGUACUAUUGAUUGUUAUAAAACUUAUCGGAGUGCCUCCGAAGAUACCGGGUCGUAUUGUUUCAAAUGGAGCAAAGAAAAGUGCAGCCAGAAAGAUGCAUUAUACAAUUAUUCAUCACCCGCUUGGACACAUACUUCGUCUUUUGAUAUUUGGGGUUUGCCAACUGUUGGUCAUUUUGCAACAUACACCGGAGGCGGAUACAUUGCAAAACUCAAUGUGAAUAGACAAGUCAGUCAAAAGAUUAUAACCGAGUUAUAUAGAAACAUCUGGAUAGAUAGGGAAACCAGGGCGGUGUUGUUUGAGUUCACACUGUAUAGUCCAAAUACGAAUAUAUUUACUUACUGUAUAUUUAUGGUUGAGUUUCCGGAAACAGGUGGCGCUGUUCCUACCUAUAGCGUUUUCCCAUUACGAGUAUAUCUUCAUCUGGGACCUUCAGGCGUGUACACAUUGGUUUGUGAAAUAUCCUAUGUAGUAUACCUUUUUCUAUUUUCGUUACAUCUAGUACAUAAACUCUUGAAAGAAAGAAGAACAUUCUUUAAAGACACUUGGCAAAUAUACGAUUUGUUUUCUGCGAUCGGAGGUUACGUCACAAUAGCUAUGGUGAUAGUGCAAAUGGUAUUUGCAAACAAGAGCUUAGAUGUAUUUAGGGUAGAUAAGAAGGAGUUUGUAAAUUUUCAACAUAUCGCAAUAUGGAAUCAAGUAGUCGUCAUGUCAAUUGGCAUUUUGGUGUUCAUGGCCAUUUUACGUCUGUUGAAAAUAUUUGGUUACACGCAAAGAAUAAAGGUUCUGGCAAAUGUGUUUUCGAAGGCUGCAAAAGAUUUGAUUUCAUUCGCUGCAUUUUUUAUAUUUACAUUCAUUUCAUAUGCGGCUUUAGGAUACCUUCUGUUUGGGUCGGACAUCAAAGCAUAUCAAAAUGUUGUCAAGGCAAUGGAAACAUUGUUUAUAAGCAUUCUGGGGAAAAGCCGCUUCUCAGAAGUUGAAGAGUCGGACCCUGUCAUGGCUAAAGUCUACUUCAUGCUUUUUGUGAGCGGGGUUGUAUAUCUGAUGAUGACAAUAUUCUUUGCAAUCCUGUGCGCAGCCAUCGAUGAGGCACAUAAAAUAUGUUCAAAUGAUAGCGGUUCUGAGUUGGUUAACAAUAUACUUAAUAAACUACGUCGAUUUAUUGGACUAGGCAACAACCGUUCAUCGACGGAAGUAACACCUAUAGCAUUAAUUCAAAACCCAAAGGAAGUGAGCUCAAAUAUCAAGACUGAUGAUUAUAAGGAUGCAAGAGAAGUUUUGGUUGACAUACGGUCAUUUAUUUGUGAAGCAAUGAUGUUAAACCAAAGAGAUUUUACGACGCCAUCGGACGAAAAGCACAUGAAGAAAGUUCGAUUUAGGUGUUGAUGUUUUAUUAGAAUGGACAGGUGCCUGAAAUUGAGUAAACCGAUAUGCAUUAAUUGCGACUUUUUCGGGAAUGUAUACGACUUACGUCUUGUCGUGUCAUGGAAUAUAAACAUGGAAUAUAAGAAUUUCAUUGAAUAUACAUGAUAAAAACUCUGAUGACUUUUACUUGAGGACAAUGAAAUACAUGAAACCUUUUUAUUAUUUUAUUAGUACAUCAGCUUUUAUAAAUAUAUUCAUUAGAAAUUCGGUGUUGACACGGUUGAAUUAUUUAUAAUUCAAUUAAUUUAUACGUUUAAAGUUCUUUUUUCAACAAA
Messenger RNA from Ruditapes philippinarum (Manila clam), 2257 nucleotides. RefSeq names its product polycystin-2-like. The record is from RefSeq and is a predicted model, not a curated record. The transcript has 6 exons. Bases 9 to 1943 code for a protein of 644 amino acids. Gene Ontology annotation, cellular component: membrane. Gene Ontology annotation, biological process: detection of mechanical stimulus. NCBI's taxonomy places the organism in Eukaryota, Metazoa, Mollusca, Bivalvia, Venerida, Veneridae. Gene Ontology annotation, molecular function: calcium channel activity; calcium ion binding.